AUGCCCAAACGACCGUCGCGCGGACCCGACGAUGCGGCGCGCAAGAGGCAGAAGGUCGUGCACGAAGCGCCGACUUUUGAGGAGGUGAACACUGCGAGGCAGCUGCAGGGCCUCUUGACCUUCGACCAGGACCAGAAGCGCGCGAGACAUGGCAUCCAAUCCCUCAAAGUCUUCCUCGACGGCUUCAACACCCCCGACGCCGACAACAGCGACCGCUUCGCCCUCCUCCGGGAGUACCUCGUCGCCGCGCAGCCCCGCGACACGAGCGAGGAUGCCGUGUAUCUCCCCGACCUGAUGGAGAUGUGGGCGUUCGGCGCGCAGGCCAACAACGAGGGUCUCAUGUCGGCGGUGCCGGCCGUGCUGGCGCUGCUGCUGCAGGUGGCCUCCUCGUCGCUGGAGCUGCUCCCGCGGGCGCUGGACCUGGCGCGCACGCUGCUGCAGGAGCGCCAGCUCAAGCUCGUCGCGCGCAACCUCUCGGCGCCCAAGGGCAGCGGGUACGUCAUCUCGCCGACGCUGCGGCUGCUGCGCGAGGUCGUCACGAUCGACGGCGGGGCGCUCGCGCGGCGGGUGUUCCGCGCGCGGGACUCGACGUUUGCGAGCUUCGCGCGGAACCUCGAGAUCCGGCACCUGGGAUCCGAAGGGCUCGAGGACCCGUCGAAGCCGUCGGUGCGGACGAACGCGAUCAAGCUGUUUCUGAGCUGUCUCAAGUACCUGCCGUCCGAGGCGAAGAAGGAGCUAUUGAUGCUGAAGGAGGUGUUCUCGCACUUGACGUUUCUGUUGAAGGACGACCCGCCGUUUUUGAUCUCGGAGAUGCUGGAUGCGUUGAAGAAGCACGUGUUGCUGGACGAGAAGCUGCCGAGGGAGGUCAAGUUUCGCGCGUUUAACACCAAGACUCUGGACAGAUUGGCGGGGUUGUAUGCGUACAGGCAUGAUGGCGAGGGGGAGGUGAAGGAGAAGGUGCACGAGUUCCUGGUGUAUGCGUGUACAUCCCCAGGAGCUGGGGUGUUGUACUCCGGCACAGGGCUGUACCCAAAGGAGCUGGAGGACGAGGCGGCGCAGGAUGUCAAGAGCUCAGACGAUUUCGGGCUGGAGCGCGUCGCGUGGAUGGACAAGUACAAGGACGAGGUUGCCGUCGCCAACUUUGUGCUGUCCGAGUUCAUUCAGAAGCUGCGGCCGUGGUCGAGUCUAAAACACAGCGAGCUCAUCGUUGCCAUCUUCCAAGCGGCGCCAGAGCUGGUUGCGAGCUACUUUAUCGGCAACAAAUCCUUCUCCUUCGAACCCAAGCUGUCCAUGACGUGGAUCGGGUACGCCGCUUUCCUUUUCAACACCGUUCAUCUACCGCUACCACCGCAUUUUGGCCCGACAAACGGGUACCGCCGUGUGCCUCCGCCGACGUCGAUCCUGCUCGACAACAUCCUGCCGCUACCCCUGAAGCAGCGUGAUUUGGUGCGAUGUCUUUCGCACAAGUCGACGCUGGUCUCCUUCUUCGCCGUCCGCAUUCUCGUCCUGGCGCUGCAAAAGCUGGAAGUCGCUCUCAAGAUGCACCGCGAGGCGGCCGAGUCGGCCAAGUCCACGUGGGACACGGCCUCUCGCAAGCUGAUUGACGAGUUCUGCCAGAAGAUCCCCGACAUGAAGGAGGUCACGAAGUGCUACAAGGCCAUGGCGGAGGAGAACGUGCUCCAGCGCGAGGCAGCUAGUCGGCUGCUGCUGCUGUACUACGAGGUCAUCCCGCAGGUCGCCCUGCGCGCCAACUUUGACGUCUCGCCGUUCCUCGUCAACGCGCUCAACCGUCUCGACGGCACGGCCGAAGAGCCGCAGAACCAGGCGCUCGCGCUCAUGGAGCUGGAGAACCUGAUCGCGAUCGCGGGGUAUUCGCCCGGCAUGAGGUGGUUCGCCAAGGCGGAGGGGCUGGCGGCGUCGCCGUUUGUCGCGCUGCUGAAGUUGUACGUGGAGAACGCGCAGGGCAGGACGAAGCUGAAGCAGGUGCUGGAGUCCGUUGCGGUGCAGCACCAGCUCGUCCUGCCGGAGACGGGGCUCGCUCCCUUUAUCCGCGCUGCGAAGGGUGUGAAGAAGGGCAAGGCAAAGGAUAUCGACUUUAUCUGGGGGUAUCUUGAUAACUGUGCCGGACGGUGCGCCGCGUCAGCCCUGAAGUAUGUGGACUUGAUGCAGGAGAGCGUAGAGGACGACGUUUCUGCGAGUUUGAUACUGGCUGCCAUGGUGGAGCAGCUGCCGUUCAUCGCUGACAAGACGACGGAUAAAAAGGAGUUGGAGCUGCUCUCGAAGUUCCUGGCGCUUGUGCUAAGUUGUGCAAAGACAAAGGGGGAGACGUCAGCGGCGAUUGAUGCGCUGGCGAAGAAGAUGUCUGCAAUACUCGACGGCCGCGCCGCGGCCGUUGUGCCUAAGUCAGACAAGAGUCUACUCGGUGACGCCUCAGAAGAGGCGGACGAGUCCGAAGACACCACCAAGCCAGAACGACAAAAGGCAGCCACCGGCGGCGAGCUGGACGACUCCUCCCUUGUAGCCAUCCUCGACGUGCCCUUCGCCGACGACGAGGACAACUCGGCUCUCCUGAAAUGGAACUCCAAGAGCGUCGAGGACCUCAUCGACGACGGCCACGCCGCGGCGCUCAUCCGCCUUCUCUGGUCCGAGCACGCCAGCAUCCGCCAGGAAGCGCUGACCAACAUCAUGAAGAUGGCCGCCCGGAUCAAGGAGUCGUCGUACGAGGAGAAGGACCAGAUCUGGCUCCUCCUCUCGGAGCUGGCCGAGUCGGCGCGCGCGCUAGUAGCCCGCGGGCCCGUCGCGUCGCCGCUCGUCGCCUUCGCGAUCGCGGCGCUCGACGUCCUCCGCAACCCGCUGCACUGCCUCUACGCCAAGGUCAACACGUUCCUCACGCGCGGGCCCGUCUGGCAGGCGGACAAGGUGCCGCUCGCGCACGACAUCCUGCACGGCGCGCCGUCGGACGACGACCGCUACUACACGGAGGUGAGCUGGCUGCUGGCGUACCUGCUGGAGGGGCUCCGGGGCCCGGCGGACCUGGCCGUGUUCCACCAGAAGAAGUGGUUCGAGAAGGUGUUUGCGCUGGCGGCGAAUCCGUACCUGCGGGCGAACCUGCGGACGAGGAUAUUGCGGGUGGUGUACCGCGCGACGUGCGUCGAGGGCGGGAGCACGACGCUGGCGACGCGGUUUGGGAUUGUGAGCUGGCUGGAGGCGCAGGAGGCGCGGUAUGUGGCGGCCGGGGACGAGGAGGUGGCGAAGGUGUUUAGGGCGCUGAGGAGGCGGGUUUGGGAGACUUGUGAUCGGGAGAGGGUUGGGGAGUGGAGUCGCGGUGGUGUUGUUGCGGCUUUGGAGGGUUGA
Colletotrichum chrysophilum is the source of this 3354-nucleotide messenger RNA. RefSeq lists its product as uncharacterized. Bases 1 to 3354 code for a protein of 1117 amino acids. Gene Ontology annotation, biological process: maturation of 5.8S rRNA from tricistronic rRNA transcript (SSU-rRNA, 5.8S rRNA, LSU-rRNA); maturation of LSU-rRNA from tricistronic rRNA transcript (SSU-rRNA, 5.8S rRNA, LSU-rRNA). The record is from RefSeq and is a predicted model, not a curated record. NCBI's taxonomy places the organism in Eukaryota, Fungi, Ascomycota, Sordariomycetes, Glomerellales, Glomerellaceae. The transcript is spliced from 2 exons. Gene Ontology annotation, cellular component: nucleolus.